Toxorhynchites rutilus septentrionalis is the source of this 1785-nucleotide messenger RNA. RefSeq lists its product as uncharacterized. The transcript has a single exon. The record is from RefSeq and is a predicted model, not a curated record. Bases 1 to 1785 code for a protein of 594 amino acids. Lineage: Eukaryota; Metazoa; Arthropoda; Insecta; Diptera; Culicidae.
AUGGCUCCAGUGAUUCCAUCCGAAGAUACCAAAAAUUCCAACACGUAUUAUCUCCCUCAUCACGCCGUGCUCAAGCCAAGCAGCACCACCACAAAAUGUAGAGUGGUUUUCGAUGGAUCUAGCAAAUCCUCAACGGGAAUUUCGCUCAACGAGUGCCUCAUGGUGGGGCCGACCGUUCAGGAUUCAUUAUAUGCCAUCGUCAUACGGUUUCGUAUGUACGAGAUUGCACUCGUUGCAGAUAUAACAAAAAUGUAUCGCCAAAUAUGGGUACAUCCCGAUGACAGAAGUCUUCAGCGUGUUUAUUGGCAAAGCAAAACUGAUACAGACGUCCGCACAUAUGAGUUGACUACGGUGACAUACGGCACUGCAUGUGCUCCGUAUUUAGCUAUCCGAUGUCUCCAGCAACUUUCUCACGAUCAUCGGAGGAACGAAGAUGAUGCUGCUGAAAGAAUUGGAAAAGACUUCUACGUGGACGAUUUUCUCAGCGGUGCUGACAAUGAAGACGAAGCAGUACAAUUGUACUCUGAUGUUAAAAGCAUCCUCGCGUCGGCAGGAUUCGAGCUCAGAAAGUGGAAUUCGAAUUCAUCAGAAGUAUUGUCAAACAUCCCAGCAAAUUUGAAAGAUGAUAAAUCGAUUGUAACAGUUGACGAUGUACAAGGAUCCGUUAGCACGCUAGGUCUGCUUUGGCAUCCAGAAUCAGAUACGUUCAGAUUCAAAGUUCCAGAAUGCUUCAUUAAUGCUCCAAUCACGAAACGAAUCGUGGUCUCCGAGAUGUCCAAACUUUUUGAUCCUCUGGGAAUCCUGGGACCAAUUGUCAUCACAGCCAAAGUAUUUGUCCAGUUACUUUGGAAAUCGAAACUGGGCUGGGAUGAAGUGCUCCCCAGCUCGCUUUGCAACGUGUGGGAAAAUUAUAGACGAGGUUUGAAUACGCUCGAAUCAUUCUCUAUUCCACGCUUAAAGAAAGCUCCAGGUUCUGGAAAAACUAUUCAGCUUCAUGGGUUCUGCGAUGCAUCCAAAAAUGCAUAUGGUGCAUGCAUUUAUGUCAGAAGUGUAGGCACGAAUGGUAUCACCACAACUCGUCUAUUAACAGCGAAGUCAAGAGUAGCUCCCAUCCAGACCCUAUCAAUCCCUAGGUUAGAGCUCUGCUCUGCUGUUCUUCUUAGUCAUUUACACGAAAACGUUAUGCUAAAUCUCAAUAUGAAUAUUAAUUCCUUCUUCUGGUCUGACUCGUCGAUCACCCUGCAUUGGCUGCACAAUCCACCAUCGAACUACAACACCUUCGUGGCAAACCGUGUCGCGGAGGUACAGCGACUAACAGAAGGAGGUAUUUGGAACCACGUCGCCGGGUUGGAGAAUCCGGCUGAUCUCAUCUCCAGGGGCUGCGAUCCCUGCGAACUUAUCAACAAUACCCUGUGGUGGAAGGGUCCACCAUGGCUAUCGUCUGACCGUUCAGAAUGGCCAAGCAUGUUUCCUGUUCCUGAUGUAAAGAAAUUUCCUCCAGAAGUCGUCGAAGCGAAGCCCUGUUCGCUUGCAGCGGUUACCAGAUCAUCAGGCGUCACUGAUUGCACGCUGUUCACCCGCUAUUCGUCACUGUCGAGACUCACCCGCAUCGUCGCAUACUGUCGCCGGUUCGUGCAUCACUGUCGGAUCAAGUCUGCUGGAUCCGAUUUGCAACUCCUUCCGCAUUUAACAUCAGAUGAACUCCGCCAAGCGUUAAUAAGCUUCGUCAAAGUGGUACAAGAAGAACACUUCAGCAACGAAAUCACCAUUCCAAGCCAAAGAUGA